AUGGAGAUCUACCAAAUGAACCUCGCAGGGCUUCUCGCCCUCUGCGCCGCGCUCUUCGUUGCCCAGCGCAACUCUUCAACCUCGGCUGAAAGCAAGCCUGAAGAGAAGGAUGAGAAGAGCAAAGCAGCAGCAGCAGCAACAUCCCAAGCCCGCGAGGCCGCAAAGGCCUCUCAGAGGGCGUUCUUGAUCGUCUACGCCCUGGUCAUGGGCGCAGACUGGCUACAGGGCCCCUUCCUCUACUCGCUCUACACAGACGAGCACAAGGUGGCGCCCUCGACCGUCUCGACGCUCUUCACGACGGGCUUCGUGUCCGGCGCCGUCAGCGGCACCUUCGUCGGCUCCCUCGCCGACAGCCGGGGCCGCAAGGCCGUCUGCAUGCUCUUCUGCCUGCUCUACUCGGGCUCGUGCCUGCUGACCAUCCUUCCCGGCGGGAGUCUGCCCCUGCUCUUCCUGGGCCGCGUGCUCGGCGGCGUCAGCACGAGCAUCCUCUUCAGCGUCUUCGAGACGUGGAUGGUCGCCGACGCCAACUGGCGCGGCGCCGCCGCCGGGGGGGACCUCUCGCGCGUGUUCGGCCUCAUGAGCACGACCAACAGCGUCGUGGCCAUCGCGAGCGGCGUGCUGAGCGAGUGGCUCGUCGACGCGGCGGGCACGCGCAAGGCGCCGUUCGCGGCGAGCGUCGUCCUGCUGCUUACGGCGCUGUGGGUGAUUAUGGUCAAUUUUCGCGAGAACUACGGAGAAGCAGCAGCAUCACCAGCAGACAAGGAUGCCGACGCAUCCAAAAGCGCGUCUGGCGGCGGCGGCGGAAAGACGCUCAAGGACGUCCUCACGGACCCGCAGAUCCUGUCCCUCGGCCUCGCGGGCACCAUCUUCGAAGGGUCCAUGUACCUCUUCGUCUUCUACUGGACCCCGGCCCUCAAGUCGGCGGCGGCAGCAGCCUCGGCCUCGUCCGCCGCCGACCUCCCCUACGGCAUCAUCUUCGCCAGCUUCAUGGCCGCCGUGCUCGCCGCCAGCCUGGCCUUCAACCUCGUCAUGGGCCGCGGACUCGUGCGCUACAGCUCCCUGCUGCUGGGGCUCAUGGUGGCCUCGCACCUCGUCUUCUUCGUGCUCGCGCGGGAGCCGCAGCCAAAGCAGCCCGAGGACGGCGGCAGCGGCAGCAGCGGCAGCACGGAGCAGCGCACCUUCUGGCUGUUCUGCGCGUUCGAGGCCUGCGUCGGCGCCUACUGGCCGUGCAUGGGCUACCUCAAGGGCCGGCUCGUCGGCGACGCCGUCCGCGGCCGCGUGUACGGGCUCAUGCGCAUCCCGCUGAACCUCUUCGUCGUCGCGGCGCUGCUCGUCUCCUCCUCCUCCUCCGGCGCCCACGGCGCCGUGUUCAAGGUGUGCUCUAGCCUGCUGCUCGGCGCGUCCGGGGCGCUCAUGGCCAUGGUGCUCAACCAGGAGGGGUUGCCCUGA
This is a messenger RNA of Thyridium curvatum, 1449 nucleotides long. RefSeq lists its product as uncharacterized. The coding region runs from base 1 to 1449 and encodes 482 amino acids. Gene Ontology annotation, cellular component: membrane. Lineage: Eukaryota; Fungi; Ascomycota; Sordariomycetes; Thyridiales; Thyridiaceae. The record is from RefSeq and is a predicted model, not a curated record. Gene Ontology annotation, biological process: molybdate ion transport. Gene Ontology annotation, molecular function: molybdate ion transmembrane transporter activity. The transcript is spliced from 3 exons.